This is a messenger RNA of Prorocentrum cordatum, 306 nucleotides long. NCBI's taxonomy places the organism in Eukaryota, Dinophyceae, Prorocentrales, Prorocentraceae. The record is from the annotation of a GenBank genome assembly.
CAGGUGGUCGUCAUGCCGACCCAGAGGAUCAAGUUGCUGCGCACGCUGUCCAAGCCCUCGGAGGGGUCGCCUCUGUGCGCCGUGUACGCGGAGAAGGUGCCCGAUGUCGAGGUGCCGGCCGAGAGCGACGACGUCAGGGCUCUCCACCACGAGAUCAUUGCCACCAUGAAGGACUUGCUCAAGACGCCUUUCAUGUACAAAGAUCAGUUUGAGCAGGUCAUCAAAUAUUACAACCUGGACGACCCGCUUAAGCUCGCCGACCUGGUGGCGGGCAUGUCGACCGCCCCCCGCGACGAGCUGCAGGCC